AUGGCAUAUCUCACCAAAAACUCCGUAAAGCCAAUGAAGUCGGCACUGAAGUCUACAGUCUCAAUAAUACGUGACUCGACAUCGAGUCGUCCCCUUCAAAAUACCUUCUCCAGUAAAAAAGGCACUUCACAUAAAGUUCCCUCGCUUAAUAAUAAUGGCCUUAUUACUACUUCAUAUGAUUAUACUUCUUUCGCUCCUCUGGCUUCAAGUCAGUCCUAUUCGUCUUUCUCACAGACUUCAUAUCAAGCCCCUUCUUUGAUGAACGAUUCUCCUCUUUUAAUAAGUCGAAAUACUCUAAGCUCACAUUUUCAUACUAUUUUUCGUCGUUCAUUCCAUAAUUGUGCUUCAGUGCCAUUUCGAGGGACUGAAAGAACAGUGAAACCUCAUUCCUCUAAACCUCGAAAAUUUUUAGACACAUCUUGUUCGAUUAAGCCAAAUCCCACCACAUCUCACUCUAUUUUUGAUCUCUUCGAUAAACCAUUCUCAACGGCACGUAAAUCCUUGAGUUUUUCUCAUGGGGCUUCCGGCAUCCCUAAACAUCCAGACAAAUUGGCGUCAAAUUCAACUGACGGAAAUUAUUUCAGUAUUAAUUGUGGAGAAGAUAGUUUCUUCCGAAGACAUGACUCUUUGGGCGUUGCUGACGGUGUCGGAGGCUGGCGUCAUCCUCCUCAUAUGGAACAUGUUGUCGUCAAUUCCGCUUUAUAUUCUCGGAAAUUAAUGCAUUACGCAUACAAGGAACUGGAAAAAUACGAUAUUAUUAACAACGAAGAAUAUUAUCAUUAUGAUAAUGUCAAUCCUAAGCAAAUUCUCCAAACAAGCUAUGAUAAAACUCUCCGAGAUUGUGCAUUGGAGGGAAUUGUUGGAUCAUCUACAGCUUUAAUUUCAGUACUACGGGGUGAUGAACUUCGUAUUGCGAAUUUAGGAGAUUGCGGAAUAAUAGUGAUUAGACACAAUGACGUGAUAUUUCGGAAUGAGGAACAACAGCAUUCAUUCAAUUAUCCAUACCAAUUAGGGACAGGGUUAUUUGAUGAACCUUCAGAUGCUCAAACUAUCAAUGUAAAGAUCAAAAGUGGUGAUAUAGUAGUUCUGGGCUCAGAUGGCUUAUUUGACAACUUAUUUGAUGAUGAUAUUGUGGAAGAGGUUAGACGAAAUGGAUUACGCGCUCAAACUAUUAGCGAUGCGCUUGCAUGGCGAGCAAAAGGAGUUAGCGGGGAUUUGAACAAUGUCAACGGGAGUCCUUUUCAAUGUCGAGCCUCUCAAGAAGGAUUAUACCAUUUAGGAGGCAAAAUGGACGAUAUUACAGUUUUAGUAGCUAUUGUUACUGAAACACAUGAUUCAUAA
This is a messenger RNA of Ambispora gerdemannii, 1341 nucleotides long. The record is from the annotation of a GenBank genome assembly. Lineage: Eukaryota; Fungi; Glomeromycota; Glomeromycetes; Archaeosporales; Ambisporaceae.